GCGACAGACAAGGCUUCCGGUAGGCUGAGUUCUACUCUCUCAUGGGUGAAGAAGUCGGUCGGUCAGAUGGCUAGCCAGGUGGCCCCGCCCACGUCCCUGCCGAGCUCCGCGUCCUCGCCGUCGUUGUCCUCGCCGUCGUCACCGCCUCAGCUCAGCCCCGAUGACGUGGAGCUGCUGGCCAAGCUGGAGGAGCAGAACAGGCUUCUGGAGACGGACAGCAAAUCUCUGCGCUCCAUGAACGGCUCGCGGAGGAACAGCGGCUCCUCACUGGUGUCCAGCUCCUCGGCCUCCUCCAACCUUUCGCACCUGGAGGAGGACUCCUGGAUCCUGUGGGGGCGCAUCGUCAAUGAGUGGGAGGAGGUCCGCAAGAAGAAGGAGAAGCAGCUCAAGGAUCUGGUUCGAAAAGGGAUCCCGCACCACUUCCGCGCCAUUGUGUGGCAGCUACUAUGCAACGCCCAGAACAUGACCAUCAAGGACCAGUACUCGGAGCUCUUGAAGAUGACGUCGCCGUGCGAAAAGCUGAUUCGCCGGGAUAUCGCCCGCACGUAUCCCGAGCACGACUUCUUCAAGGAGAAGGACAGUCUGGGCCAGGAGGUUCUCUUCAACGUCAUGAAGGCCUACUCGCUGGUGGACCGAGAGGUGGGAUAUUGUCAAGGCAGCGCUUUCAUCGUAGGGCUGCUGCUCAUGCAGAUGCCCGAAGAGGAGGCCUUUUGCGUUUUUGUCAAGCUGAUGCAGGAUUACAGGCUGCGAGAGCUCUUCAAACCCAGCAUGGCCGAGCUGGGACUCUGCAUGUACCAGUUUGAAUGCAUGAUUCAGGAGGACCUCCCCGAGCUCCACGUGCACUUCCAGGCACAGAGCUUCCACACGUCCAUGUACGCCUCCUCCUGGUUUCUCACCAUCUUCCUCACCUCCUUCCCGCUGCCCGUGGCCACACGGAUCUUUGACAUCUUCAUGUGCGAGGGUCUGGAGAUCGUGUUCCGAGUGGGCCUGGCCAUUCUGCAGAUGAACCAGGCCGAGCUGAUCCAGCUGGACAUGGAGGGAAUGUUACAGCACUUUCAGAAGGUCAUCCCUCGGCAGCUGGACGGCGGUCCCGACAAGGUCAUUCAGGCAGCCUAUCAGUUUAAGUACAACGCCAAGAAGAUGAAAAAGUUAGAAAAAGAAUACACUACCAUCAAGACCAAAGAAAUGGAAGAGCAAGUGGAAAUCAAAAGGUUACGCACAGAGAACCGCCUACUGAAGCAGAGGAUCGACACGCUGGAGAAGGAAAGUGCUUCCUUGGCAGAUAGAUUGAUCCAGGGCCAAGUGACUCGGGCUCAGGAGGCGGAGGAGAACUACCUGGUCAAGAGGGAGUUGGCCACGCUCAAACAGCAGAGCGAGGAGGCGGGUGCUCAGUUGGAGCAGGCCCACAAAACCAUCAGGCAGCUUCAGCAGCAGCCGCAAGGGAAGGGGGCGCUACGCUGUUCGGAGGAGGCGGUGCUGCAACUGGAGCGAGAGCUGGUGCAGGCGCGGCUCAAGGAGGCGGAGUCUCAGUGCGCUCUUAAGGAGAUGCAGGAUAAGAUCCUGGAUAUGGAGAAGCGCAACACGUCACUACCGGACGACACCAACGUGGCCCGACUACAGGAGGAGCUAAUGGCCGUGACGGUCCGGGAGACCGAAGCGCUGGCAGGCCUCAAGGAACUACGGCAGCAGGUCCGAGACCUGGAGGACCACUGGCAGCGCCACCUAGCGCGAACGUCGGGCCGCUGGCGGGAAAGCCCCAAGAAGAACACGCUGGCCGAACUUCAGGACGAACUCAUGAGCGUGCGGCUGCGUGAGGCCGAGGCUCAAGCCGAGAUGCGCGAAAGCCGUCAGAGGAUGCUGGAACUAGAAACGCAGAACCAAAUUCACGGCAAUCAGCUUCGCCGGGCGGAACAGGAAGCACGAGGCCUUCAAGAUCGCGUUCAGACGUUGACGUCGCAGAACAAAGAUCUCAACUCGCAGUUGCAGGAGAUCAAACGGCGGCAAGCCGAGAUGGAAUGCAAGAGCAAAGAGGAAGUGAUGGCGGUCAGGCUGAGGGAAGCUGACAACAUGGCCGCCAUGGCGGAGCUGCAGCAGCAGAUCUCAGAGUUGGAGAUUCAGAAAGAAGAAGGGAAGGUGAAAGGUCAACUGAACCACAGCGACUCCAACCAGUACAUCACAGACCUCAAAGAUCAGAUUCGCGAGCUCAAACACGAGAUUUGCUGCUUAAAGGGACAGCGCGACGCUUCAAGCAAAACAUCCGCCUUUGACGGCAUCCACAUCAUCAACCACUACGCACGGCGUCACCACCGGGACGACGAUGACGACGGCUCAUACCACUCUUCCGACGACGAGGGAGGCCCCAAGGACGGCCACCGCAUCGUCCUCCACCCCAAACUUGGCGGCACGGACAGCGAGGACGACGAAGACGAGGACAGCGACGCGUUGAGGCUCUCCGUCCCCGCCAACGUCGGGAAUCACAAAACCACCGCCGUGUGA
Messenger RNA from Nerophis lumbriciformis (worm pipefish), 2496 nucleotides. NCBI's taxonomy places the organism in Eukaryota, Metazoa, Chordata, Actinopteri, Syngnathiformes, Syngnathidae. The record is from RefSeq and is a predicted model, not a curated record.